Macroventuria anomochaeta is the source of this 830-nucleotide messenger RNA. RefSeq lists its product as uncharacterized. The record is from RefSeq and is a predicted model, not a curated record. The transcript is spliced from 3 exons. Bases 33 to 764 code for a protein of 243 amino acids. Gene Ontology annotation, biological process: respiratory electron transport chain. NCBI's taxonomy places the organism in Eukaryota, Fungi, Ascomycota, Dothideomycetes, Pleosporales, Didymellaceae.
GCCACACAUCGCCGUCCACAACCCCCGCAACCAUGAGGGCAGCUUCAAGACUCUUCGCCGCCGUCAAGCCCGGCCAGUUCCUCGAGGCCGGCGCCCCCACCGGUCUCACAGGCCUCGCUACACACCCGUCCCCGCGCUCGACACUGCUCCACCACUACAACGGCACCCUCACCAAGCUCCAGCAGAUCCCCGAGUCCUCCGUAUACCGCCAGUCCACCGAAGCUCUCACCCGCCACCGUCUGAGGAUCAUCGAGGAGUCGAAGCCAAAGGGCUGGGAUGCAUGGCAGGAGAAGAUCCUCUCGCAGAUCGCUGAGGACCCGGAGCACUUCCACACCAUCCGGAGUCACGGCGGCAUUUCUGUCGUCCUUCCCAAGGUGCAGAAUGUCGACUACGGUCAGAACCGCAAAGCCGAGUGGGAUGGAGAGGUCGCGCCAUCCUUCCCUGAGGGCAUCAGGUCACAGAAGGAGCGCAGGAAGGAUGUCAAGGCCAUGAAGGGCGACGUGGAUUACAAGCCUGAACGCACUUUUUCGCCGACUGUCUUUGCUGCUGAGCCGCAGUACACUAUCGAGGCUAUCUCUGACUUGGAGAGCAAGAUCGGUGCUGGACUGAUCGAGGAGGUUAUCCAGGUCGCUGAGGCUGAGCACCAGCUUGUUGAGGAGAUGGUCAAGAGCAGGGUCUGGGAACCGCUCGAGGAGCCCGCUCCUGAGGGCCAGUGGUCGUACGCUGAGCGUGGAACCCACACCGGCACCACUCAGAAGCCGUAGAAAAGAGUACGAAGCGAAGAUGUAAAUAGUAGGCAGGCUUGUACCAAUUAAGAGUUUGAUUCCCCC